Molecule: messenger RNA, 2989 nt
Organism: Triticum dicoccoides
Lineage: Eukaryota; Viridiplantae; Streptophyta; Magnoliopsida; Poales; Poaceae
Exons: 3
Coding region: 2306-2776 (156 amino acids)
Source: RefSeq, a predicted model, not a curated record
CAUCUCUUGUGUUUACAACCUCUCCAUAGCUAAGACUUUGCCUCUCCAUACCUACCCCCCACUCUACUGUCAGACUUAGAACCACGACAACGACUGAGGUGCCAGUAUUUUUGCUCGAGCGGAGCCCAAUUUCUCAUUGCCCCGAAAUGAAGGAUUCCCCUUUUUCUUGGGCAGUUUUCGAUGUGUCUAAUCGGAAAUGAAGUGGCCAUUUUUUUUGAAGUAGCUUGUGAGCGAUUUUUGAAGUAGCUGCUGUCAUGUUCCAAGCACCUCUGUUUUUUUGUAAAGCUGAUAAACAGAUCUGAUUGUUUUCACCAACUGAACCCAGCUCUAACCAAAGUGUGCGCACACACAGAGCAACCUAACUUGUGCAUGGAAAAUUUUCAACGAGGCUCCUUUUGACAAAAAGAAGAAGCAGGGAACGGAAGGAUUUCUCAUCUUUUCAUGUCUGUUACUUCAGACGUUUUCCAUAUGAAAUUCAGUUAGUCUAGUACUUUUCUGCUUCUUCAGAUGUAAAGCCAAGUAAUUUGUAGUUCUUUAGUCCGAAGUUCUGCUGGAGAUGUACAUGAAUGCAUAUUCAUUUUUUGUACGCUUCUUUUUAGCAAAUAAAUUGUAUUUGGACACUAAAUUUGUUAACAACACAUGAACUAGUGAUUACAGUAUAGGCGGGGUAUUGAUAUCUGACACCAUGAACACUACUUGUUUGUUGUGUUUGUGCAAAAAAUGCCCUUUUUAGAGAACGAACCAGGCAGGAGAACCGUUGUAGCUGCUUACUCAUUGACGCACUAGAAAAUCCAGCCGCUCACUCUGGCUGGCUUUGAGGCACUACUAGAUUAGAGGGGGAUUGGGGUCGUUUUUUGUUUGUAUCAAGUGUAAAUUAAUAGUUUCAACCAUAUAAUCGCCUCCAGGAUUUUUUAGACAUCUUUUUCGUGUCAUUUUUUUCUUCAAGCACUGGUAUGUAGGGGGGCGCCCUUUUUUUGUGUGUGAUUUUUUAUCUUCAGAUCUUCUGCUGAAACCUUUUUUUGAAUCAGUAGGAUGCUGAUACCAUUUUUUCUCUGGGAAAACAAGAGGAUGAUUAUGGAACCUAUCAUUUAGCUGUAGCAUGUUUUCUUUUUUUAUAUAUUUUUUAUUUUUUGUUGAAACCCUAUGAAUCAGUAGCAUGUUUAAUAUUUUUAUUUUUCUCUGGAAUCAAAUGAUAAAUGAUUUACUGAACUUAUCUAUUUAGGAGUGGCAUGUUUAUUUUGUUUUUGUAUCAACUUUUUGAUUAGUAGUUUCAAGCAGAGAAUCGCUCCCAGAGUACUUCUGCGGCACUGAUUAGAACUAGUAAUAAAGCCUAGUAGCUAUAAUAGUGAUUAGUAUCUUUUUUGUUUAUAUACUAGAAGUAGUACUAGUAGCACCACCAUUUUUCUAUGUAGGUACAUUUUAGUUUCAGAGGUUAAACUCAUGACCAUCACAGGAGUAUUCUCUGAUCUGUCGAGUAGCAAAAAAUGAAAUAUCUUAGCCUAGAUUAGCAUCGUUUUCUGAAUUAAUUUAGUCACAAAAACGUAUUAAAAAGCAAGAUUUUUGUCAUUUUUGGGGGGCAGUUUUUAAUUUCAGGAACCUGAACGGACCCUGUGUGAAGCUAUUCGAAACUAUUUUUUGUUUGUAAUUCCUUUUUUUAGAAGAGUGUAAUAGUAACCACAUGUACAGCAAUACUUUCGUUUCUUCUCUUUUCCCGAAACUUGAACCACUAGUCUUUUUACAGCAGAAGUACCUUUUGUUUUGGUUGUACCAUCGGGUAAGCAUGGUUUUUGGGCUUUUUCGCAGUCAAUAAAGCUGUAUGAAUACAUUGUGAAUAUAUAUAUGUUUCUGAGGUCAAAGAAUGACACUGUAAAGUGUUUUUAGUGAGUUAUCCAUUCUAAUUUAUUUUUAUUUUAUUUUUUGCUUUUCUUUUUUUGGAUGUGUACAAGGGGUUUGUGGAGUUUGUUUCAACCAUUGCAAGUAUGAGACUGAGGGAAGCGGUUUCAACAUGUUUGCAUGGGAGGAGUUCAAGAAUGCAGGGGUUGUGCCCUGCAAUGAAAGGGCCCGUUUCAACAAUGUGACAGGAGAGAAGGUGACGUUUGUGGCAAACCAACAGGCAUACACUGUAAAGUGUUACAAGGGUCACAGAAAGAGCGCUAUGUAUGGGAGAGGUUGGAGGAAGUUCUAUGAAGACAACAAGCUGGGCAAGGGUCAGAUGGUGGUGUUCUUCAUGUUCAUGGAUCAACCUUCGCCUAUGGCAUCUAUUUUGUGGUUCUAAGUGGGCAACGGCUCCGUAGAUGAACAACCUAUGGAGGAGGGUGAUCCCAUUGAAGCUUCAGACUCAGAUAAUGAGGAUGGAGGAGGUUCAAGUGAUGAUGGUGAAGGCAUUGUUCGCACUAGGGGGCUUCUGCUUAAUGAGAGAGAGGAUUUUCAGCUACAAGUGCUGCUACCUCUCAGUGAUGAUUUCAUCGGGUUUGCUUUUGUUCACCGCCUCACAAGGACAAACAUUUGCUUGGGCAUGAUGAAAAUACCCAAGAAAGUUGCUGCUGCCACGCUGUUUGAAGAACAGGGGGUUGUUGGUAUUUCUGUGGAUGGUGGGAGAUUCAAAAAAGUCUCAUACAAAACUGCUGAUGAUGACCGCAUUGUGUUUGACAGCAAGAAGUGGAAAGACUUCGCAGCUAGCAGAGGACUCAAAGUCAACACAACUGUUCUUAUUGGCUUCAAGAGCAGCGAGAGGGAUGAUGUCCAUGUCCUGGUUAUCUUGAAGAAGCUUGGCUAGGCACCAGCCAGAACAACUGAUGACAAGCAGAGCUGCGUCUAUAAUACUCAUCUUUUGGGUAUUUCUAUAUAUUUUUUGUGUCGAAGUCUGUAUGACGAACCUUUUUUUCAUUUUUAUGCCAUGCUGAACCUGUCAGUGUAGUUUCCAUUUUCUUAUGUGUCCACCGAACAAUGCGGCUUGAAUAACAUAUGAUGGGAACCCUUUUCUACAUUA